Argiope bruennichi is the source of this 741-nucleotide messenger RNA. Its product is annotated as aspartate and glycine-rich protein-like. The transcript is spliced from 3 exons. The coding region runs from base 1 to 741 and encodes 246 amino acids. Lineage: Eukaryota; Metazoa; Arthropoda; Arachnida; Araneae; Araneidae. The record is from RefSeq and is a predicted model, not a curated record.
AUGCACGUUUUUAGUGAUGAUGCCCGUGAUGAUGAUGAUGUCCAUGAUGGUGGUGGUGACCAUGGUGAUGGUGAUGUCCAUGAUGGUGAUCAUGAUGGUGGUCAUGAUGGUGAUCGUGAUGAUGGUCAUGAUGAUGAUCAUGGUGGUGGUGAUGUCCAUGAUGGUGGUGGUGGCCGUGAUGAUGACGAGCUUCUCCUUCAGGCAAAGGAUUUCCAAGUACUGCAUUUUUUUAAUGGUGGUGACCAUGGUGAUGAUGAUGCCCGUGAUGAUGAUGAUGCCCAUGGUGAUGAUGAUGUCCAUGAUGGUGGUGAUGACCAUGGUGGUGGUGGUGAUCGUGAUGAUGGUGGUAAUGAUGUCCAUGAUGAUGAUGGUGGUAAUGCCCGUGGUGAUGGUGGUGACCAUGGUGAUGAUGAUGUCCGUGAUGGUGAUGAUGUCCAUGAUGGUGAUGAUGGCGAGGCUCUGUUUCAGGUAUCGUAUGUCUUUAAUGGUGGUGUCCAUGGUGAUGAUGAUGCCCGUGAUGAUGGUGAUGACCAUGGUGAUGAUGAUGUCCAUGGUGAUGGUGGUGACCAUGGUGAUGAUGAUGAUCGUGAUGAUGGUGGUGAUGAUGUCCAUGAUGAUGAUGGUGGUGAUGUCCAUGGUGAUGGUGGUGACCAUGGUGAUGAUGAUGUCCAUGAUGGUGAUGAUGACGAGGUUCUAUUUCAGGUACAGGGUUGGCAAUGGUAUUUGUCAGCAGCAGCAUAG